This is a messenger RNA of Macaca mulatta (Rhesus monkey), 459 nucleotides long. The record is from RefSeq and is a predicted model, not a curated record. NCBI's taxonomy places the organism in Eukaryota, Metazoa, Chordata, Mammalia, Primates, Cercopithecidae.
AUGGCUGGGCUGCCCCGCAGGAUCAUCAAGGAAACCCAGUGUUUGCUGGCAGAACCAGUUCCUAGCAUCAAAGCACAACCAUAUGAGAGCAACACCCAUUAUUUUCACGUGGUCAUUGCCGGCCCCCGGGAUUCCCCCUUUGAAGGAAGGACUUUCAAACUUGAACUAUUUCUUCCAGAAGAAUACCCAAUAGCAGCCCCUAAAGUGCGCUUCAUGACCAAAGUUUGUCAUCCUAAUGUAGACAAGUUGGGAAGAAUAUGUUUAGAUAUUUUGAAAGGUAAGUGUUCCCCAGCCCUGCAGAUCCACACAGUUCUUCUAUCGAUCCAGGCCUUGUUAAAUGCUCCCAAUCCAGAUGAUCCAUUAGCAAAUUAUAUAGAGGAGCAGUGGAAGACCAACGAAGCCCAAGCCAUAGAAACUGCUGGAGCAGGGACCAGGCUAUCUGCCAUUAAUAAUAUUUAA